GGGAGGUGUAGUGAGCUGGCGCUGUCCCGCCGUCCCCAGGCUCUCUGUUGUCUCCAGCACGCAGCAGGCAGUGAGUGACAUACCCAGAGGUAGGCAGCCCUCCGGGGCCCCGGGACUCCAACCACCCCGUACGACAUCCAUCCAGUUAUCAAGCCUGGACUCGAGGACGUCUGCAGCGCGCCCGCUCCCAGGCUUCCAACUGUGCUUCUCUGGGUCCAGCCGCAGCUGCCAGAAUGGACCAGUCUGGGGCCAUUCAGGAGACCCUGGCCCAGGGCGAACACUGCAUUAUUGCAGUACAGGGUGUAGUGUGUGCUGAGGAUAGUCUACAAAGCCGCCUUUUGGGCUUGGUCCGAUGUGGCUCGGAGUAUGCCCUCUUCCUGUACAGUCAUCGAAGGAUGGCGAUCACUGGCGAGGAUGUGUCCCUGGACAAAGUGGUGCCCAUCACCAGGAAUUUUACAGUGGAAGAAGUAUCCCCUGACUGUGACCUCCAUGUCCUGGGCUCUGAUGUGACUGUCUGGAUAGAGUCUGAAGAGAUAAGCUUCACUGUGAGGCUCCCCUUUGGCUCUCACACAAGAACAUUCCUUCAGGAAGUCAUCAGAUCCUGCCCACCCCCAGGCCCUGGAGUCCCAGAUCCCCAGUUCCGGUGGCUGGGCCGGUACCGGUGCGCAGGUCUGGAGGAGGAACAGCAGCCGAAGCAGCAGCAGCAGCCUCAGGAACCUGUGCUUGCAGUAGCAGAUGCUGAAGAACUGAAGCCAAAUGGGAAAGGAGUGCUGGGAGAGCCAAACUCUUGGAUUUUGGAGAAGCCUGAAGCUGCAUCUGCCAGGCCGAAUAAGUCAAAGUCUGAAAUUACCAGCGACAUGGUACGGUCUUCCACCAUGACUGUUUCAGACAAAGCUCAUAUCUUAUCGAUGCAGAAGUUUGGACUCCGAGACACAAUUGUGAAAUCCCAGCUGGUACAGAAGGAAGAGGCUUACACUUACAUCCAGAACUUCAGGUUCUUUGUGGGAACAUACAAUGUGAAUGGCCAGUCCCCCAAAGAAUGCCUCCGGCCUUGGCUAAGCCAUGAUGUUCAGCCUCCAGAUAUAUAUUGCAUAGGGUUCCAAGAACUGGAUCUGAGUAAAGAAGCUUUUUUUUUCAAUGAUACCCCAAAAGAGGAAGAGUGGUUUAAAGCUGUAACUGAGGGUCUGCAUCCAGAUGCCAAAUAUGCAAAAGUGAAACUUAUCCGACUGGUUGGGAUCAUGCUGCUUCUUUAUGUUAAGCAAGAGCACGCAGUGCACAUCUCAGAAGUCGAAGCUGAGACGGUGGGGACAGGAAUCAUGGGCAGGAUGGGUAAUAAAGGAGGAGUGGCAAUCCGGUUCCGAUUUCAUAAUACAAGCAUCUGCAUUGUGAAUUCUCAUCUGGCAGCCCACACUGAGGAGUAUGAGAGGAGGAACCAGGACUACAAAGACAUAUGUUCCCGAAUGCAGUUCUCUCAGGUUGAUCCAAAUCUUCCACCUCUCACCAUCAGCAAGCAUGAUGUGAUCCUGUGGCUGGGAGACCUCAACUACAGAAUAGAAGAGCUGGAUGUGGAAACAGUGAAAAAACUCAUCGAGGAGAAGGCAUUUCAAACCCUGUACACGUACGAUCAGCUGAAAAUUCAAGUAGCUGCAAAAGCCGUCUUCCACGGCUUCACAGAGGGGGAGCUAUCUUUCCAGCCUACCUACAAGUAUGACACUGGCUCUGAUGAGUGGGAUACCAGUGAAAAGUGCCGAGCCCCUGCCUGGUGUGACCGGGUCCUGUGGAAGGGGAAGAACAUUACUCAGCUGAGUUACCAAAACCACAUGGCACUAAAGACCAGUGACCACAAGCCAGUUAGCGCAGUGUUUGACAUUGGGGUAAGAGUGGUAAAUGAAGAGCAAUACCGGAAAACCCUGGAAGAGAUUGUCCGAUCACUGGAUAAAAUGGAGAAUGCCAACAUCCCAUCAGUGACCCUGUCCAAAAGAGAGUUCUGCUUCCAGGAUGUGAAGUACAUGCAGUUGCAGGUAGAGUCUUUCAUGAUUUAUAAUGGCCAAGUGCCCUGCCAGUUUGAAUUCAUCAACAAACCUGACGAAAAUUCCUACUGCAAGCAGUGGCUGAAUGCCAACCCCAGCAAGGGAUUUCUUCUGCCUGAUUCUGCCAUUGAGAUUGAAUUGGAGCUGUUUGUUAAUAAAACCACUGCUACAAAGCUCAAUUCGGGGGAGGACCAAAUUGAAGACAUUCUGGUUUUGCACCUGGACAGGGGGAAGGAUUACUUUUUAUCUGUGUCUGGGAACUACCUGCCCAGCUGUUUUGGUUCUCCCCUCCACACUCUGUGCUACAUGCGGGAGCCCAUCCAGGACUUGACACCUGAAACCAUUCAAGAAUUGACCUUAAUGCCCCUGCAGACAGAAGAUGACGGGACCCGGGAAGAGAAGCCUCUAGAAAUCCCCAAAGAGCUCUGGAUGAUGGUCGAUCACUUGUAUCGAAACGCUUCCCAGCAGGAAGAUCUGUUUCAGCAGCCAGGCCUGAGGUCAGAGUUUGAGCUGAUUCGUGACUGUUUGGACACUGGAGUGCUCGACACCCUCUCUGGGAGCAAUCACUCUGUGGCAGAGGCCCUGCUGCUCUUCCUAGAGAGUCUGCCCGAGCCCGUCAUCUGUUACAACCUGUAUGACACCUGUCUGGAGUGUUCGAGCAACUACCCAUUGAGUAAACAGGUCAUCUCCACUCUCCCCACUUGCCACAAAAAUGUCUUCAAUUAUUUGAUGGCAUUUCUGAGAGAAUUACUGAACAAUUCAGGGAAGAACCAUUUGGAUGAGAAGAUUUUAGCUAGCACAUUUGGCAGCUUGCUGCUCCGUCCCCCAGCAGGUCACCAAAAGCCAGAUGUGGCAGAGAAGAAGAAGGCUCAGGACUUCAUCCAGCAGUUCCUUGUGUGAGGAUUCAGCACACCCUAAGGCCUGCCUACAGCUGUCCUCCCUACUCACUGCUGGCAUCCCCAGUCAUCCCUAGCUGUUUCAACUCAGUGACCCGCUUUGGGUUGCCUGCCUGUGAGUUCCCUUGGGAGCCAGGAUGCUGGCUGACUGAUUUCAGAGCACAGCUUCAAUUUCUAGCCCCUAUUGUCAGCACACACAGCUUUGAGUCAAAAAGAACGUUGAGUAAUCACAGCCUGAGGACAACUAGCCAAUAGAAUGGACAUUCGAUGUUCAAUUGCUUAUUUAAUACACAUAUAUAGCUCUUAUCAUUUCCUUUUUUAAAAAAAGAGGAAAAGGGGUUUAAAAAACCCCAAUAAAUACUAUUAGCUAGUUUCUUGUGUUCACCUAGCUCAUCAUGAGGCCACCUGUGUUGCUUGGGCUGUGCUCACCAUCGUGUCAUUAAACACCUUGGAAUCCUGGGACAGCAAGAGUACGUGAGUCAGCAGGUCUGCAGGUGCUAGCCAAGCCACAAGGGCUUUUUCCAGAGCUUGGUUUGAGGACCUGGGCUCUCGAAUGAGCUUGGGCAUCCCCAGAAGAGGAUGGACAACCUGGGCCUGGCCAAAGAACCUUUGCAAGCAACAGGACUUGAAGAUUCAGAUGAAGUAGCAAGGUGGAAGCAAAUGGGAUUUCUCUCAGCUUGCUUAUCUCCCACACUGUAGAUACUGCAUCUCUCUGAUAAGUGUAAUAUAUUUUAAUGAUAAAUGUAUUUUUAACAGCG
Messenger RNA from Trichosurus vulpecula (common brushtail), 3684 nucleotides. It is a transcript of the gene INPP5B, whose product is annotated as inositol polyphosphate-5-phosphatase B. The record is from RefSeq and is a predicted model, not a curated record. NCBI's taxonomy places the organism in Eukaryota, Metazoa, Chordata, Mammalia, Diprotodontia, Phalangeridae. The transcript has 24 exons. Gene Ontology annotation, cellular component: membrane; cytosol. Bases 234 to 2930 code for a protein of 898 amino acids. Gene Ontology annotation, biological process: signal transduction; phosphatidylinositol dephosphorylation. Gene Ontology annotation, molecular function: phosphatidylinositol-4,5-bisphosphate 5-phosphatase activity; inositol-1,4,5-trisphosphate 5-phosphatase activity.